This is a messenger RNA of Talpa occidentalis (Iberian mole), 1803 nucleotides long. It is a transcript of the gene LYL1, whose product is annotated as LYL1 basic helix-loop-helix family member. Gene Ontology annotation, molecular function: RNA polymerase II cis-regulatory region sequence-specific DNA binding; protein dimerization activity; DNA-binding transcription factor activity, RNA polymerase II-specific. The coding region runs from base 351 to 1190 and encodes 279 amino acids. Gene Ontology annotation, biological process: regulation of transcription by RNA polymerase II. NCBI's taxonomy places the organism in Eukaryota, Metazoa, Chordata, Mammalia, Eulipotyphla, Talpidae. The record is from RefSeq and is a predicted model, not a curated record. The transcript has 4 exons.
GCCAGGCAGUUAUCUGCGCCGUCCAGCAUCCUCCGGCCGCUGUGCUGGGGGUGAGAGGGAGGAAACCCGGCCGACAAGGGUGGGGAGAAGGUGGGUUUGUCCGGAGCUGCUCACUUUCCCUCGAGGGACCCAGGCUGCUGCCUGCAGCCCUUGGGAGCUCCAGGAGAGGCCUGACCAGCAGCUGGCCCUCAGCGGCUAGGAGGGCAGACUCCAGGCCUGAGUGGGGCCUCCAGUGCCUAGCCUGAAGUUGGAACCCACUUCCUGGUCCCAAGCGCUCGCCCUGAAGGACAGAGCCAGGGCAUUCACCAGGCAGCUGGACCAGUGCCGGGGUGAGCUCCCCCUCGGGGUCCAUGUGCCCGCCCCAGGCCCACACAGAGGUGGGCCCCACCAUGACUGAGAAGGCCAAGAUGGUGUGUGCCCCCAGCCCAGCACCUGCCCCACCACCCACGCCUGCCUUGCCUAGGCCCCCAAAGGUGAAUGAGGUGGGCCACAGAGAUGCUUCACCCCCCAGACUGCCCCCUGGCGUGCCAGUCAUCAGCCUGGGCCACACAAGGCCCCCAGGGGCAGCCAUGGCCACCACGGAACUAAGUGCCCUGCGUUCCCCACUGCUGCAACUCUCCACCCUGGGACCCGCCCCACCUGCCCUGGCCCUGCAUUACCACCCUCACCCCUUUCUUAACAGCCUCUACAUUGGGCCGGCAGGACCUUUUGGCAUCUUUCCCAGCAGCAGGCUGAAGAGGAGACCAAGCCACUGUGAGCUAGAGCUGGCUGAGGGGCACCAGCCCCAGAAAGUGGCCCGGCGUGUAUUCACCAACAGCCGAGAGCGCUGGCGGCAGCAGAACGUGAAUGGCGCAUUUGCUGAGCUCAGGAAGCUGCUGCCUACUCAUCCACCCGACCGGAAGCUGAGCAAAAACGAGGUGCUGCGCCUUGCCAUGAAAUACAUUGGCUUCCUGGUGCGGCUCCUGCGCGACCAGGCAGCCGCUCUCGCCGCGAGCCCCGCCCCAACGGGGCCCCGAAAACGGCCGGCCCACCGAGGCGCAGAUGACAGCUCCCGGUGUGGGCCCUGCCGCAGGGCGGAGCUGGUGGCGCGCCAACAGUCGGCACCCCAGGCCUGCCCUGACGGCAGUCCCGAUGGGGCGGCCCGGCCCAUCAAGACGGAACAAGCGGCAGUGAGCCCAGAGGUGCGGUGACUUUCUCGCCUUCAGCCUGUGCGGUGGGCACUGGGAGCGCAACCCGGGCUGUCCAGGAAGGGGCGGGUUACGCGCUGCGCCUGCCCAGGAGCGAACUCCCGCAAAGAGGGAUCGGUGAGGACAGCACCUAAGGGAGGAGUGUGGGGCCUGGAAGGACGACGGUCGCCCCCAGGUGCCCUGCAGUCACUCACCGUUCACUGGACGUGGCCUUGCCUGCCCGCGCUCCCCUUCAGAACGCGAGGUUGACCAACCAACAUGGUAGCGCGGUCAGAAGACCCUCGUGUGCUUCUUUUUUUCUCCCCCCAACCCCGGGCUGGGGUCACCGAGAGGUGGGGAGGAACCAAGGAGCCUUCGCCCUUCUCGCGGCGCCCCCUUCUGGAAGCGCAAGGUUAGACGUUCCUCGACGGCCUCCGACAGCCAGGCUGGCGGAGAACGGGCAAGACCCGCGCGGGGGCCUCUCCCCUCCCGCCCUGAUUCGGUCGCGUACGGGCGCAUUAGCGAAGGCUCAGGGGUCUUGCUUUUGUUUUUCUUUAUUUCUUUAUUUCACAUACACAUUAGCCAUUCAAUGGAGAAGCCGGAGAGUCAGGCAAAGAUGGUAUAACAGAAGCGCAGU